GAUGAAUAUUCGCAAAAUUUUAUUUUGUUUGCUCUACUUUGGAUCAGUUGGACAUUUCGAAAAAUUUCAUUUGGAACAAAUUUCUUGGCAAUCUUUUCAGCGAGUUCUCCUGUUUUCUGCAGGAGCUUUAAAUUCCAAUAAUAGCAAAAUUGACAGAAUAUUUGAACUCGAUAAUGUUAAUAAUGUUGUGACUGUUGAAGAAAACUCUAUUGAACGGUGGCCAUAUUUUACUCAUCUGGAUGAAUACAAAAAUUAUGUAGGAAUUGCUAUGGAUCUAUUACAUUUCGUUUCCUCUGAUCUCAAUUUCACAUUUGACCUGUUCCUGCCACCUGAUGGGAAAUGGGGUGGAAUUGUAAACGGCCGUUGGGAUGGUAUGGUUAGAGAAUUGAUAGAGGAUAGAGGUGAUGCAAUUUUUGGCGCUUUUUCUCAUACUGCUGAAAGACAAGAGGUCAUUGACUACUCAUCGCCAUUUAACUACGUCAGACCUUCUUUAAUAUUUAAAAAUCAUCUAAACGACGUAUUGAAGCCAAAGAGCUUUUUAUUUUUGAAACCAUUUUCAUCUGCUGUGUGGAUUAUUUUAGCAAUCACCAUUGUCAGUAUGGGCUUUAUGCUAUAUCUGAAUAGGGAAUCGAAUGAAAAUUUCCUAUAUACUACUGAACAUCUAUUCUUUUUCGGAUCUAUUGUAAAUCAAGGUGGCAGCUAUAAACUUUCGAAAAGUUCAAACUACUUUUUAGUAUCCGCUUGGUGGCUCUUUUCAAUAACAGUUGUCGCUAUAUUUUCCGGCAACAUUAUAGCUGAUUUAGCAACGGAAAAAUUAAAAAUUCCAUUCAAUUCGUUAGAAGAAUUAUACUCGAGCAAAGAUUAUCAGUUGAUCAUUCUUUCUGGUGGUGCUUAUGAGCAAGUCUUAAGAAAUAGUAAAAAUAGUGUUUAUAGGAAACUGUAUGAUAGUGUUAUUGAAGCCAGUAAAAAUGAACCUGACAUACUAAUACCGGAUGUUAAUUCGGUUAUAAAAUUUGUUUUGGAAGGAGGUUACGCCUACCUAACAACAGGAGCCGAAAGUCUUAAAGUAAAAUAUCCGCAUCUGUCAACGAUCGAGGUAGGUUUUGAAGUUUCGGUAAAUUCGGUUGGUGUUCAGAAAGGAUCUUACUAUAAAGAAGUAAUUUCUACAUCAAUUCUUAAAGCAUUCGAAAGUGGUUUAAUUGAUAAAUGGAGAAAGAAAUGGUUAAAACUCGGCACGUCCAAUUUGACAACGUCAACGAAACUUAAUCGUAACGUUAGAAUGAUUGAAUUAAGAGAUAUAGCCGAUGUAUUCUAUGUAUUAUUUGGUGACUAUAUUCAAAAUAUAAAGGCUUUUCAACAAAUAAUUAAUAUAGCCCUUAUCAAUACGACGGAAUAUUCUGGAUAUACUCAUUGUUUUCACAAUGGACCAUAUAAAAGACAUUGGCAAAAGAUAGGCGUUACUAAAGAUCAUUUCCUGACAAAGCAUCACCUAUUUCCGUUUUCAAAGUAUGGUUUUAAUGGGAAAAAAAUGAGAGUUGGAUCAAAUUACUGGACAUCCUAUUUAGACCUUAAUCCAUCGAACGGAAAAUACUCUGGAUUAAUAAUUGAUUUAACUAAUUACAUAGCUGGAGAUCUUAAUUUCACGUAUGAAAUUGUUCUUCCAAAAGACAUGUCGUGGGGUACGCUAAAGAAUGGAACUUGGAAUGGUCUUGUAAAACAGAUAUUAGAUAAGGAUAUUGAUUUUAUUAUUGCACCUUUAGUGAAUUCUCGGAGAUUAACUACCGCGUUGGUUAGUUUCAUCAUUAGUAUAAUUGAUGUUAUGGAUAAGAAACGUUUUAGUCCAUCCAAAAAUAUCUUAUUUGUUUUCGGAUCUGUCUUCAAUCAAGGUGGUUGUCUAACAUCAGAUCAUAGAAUAUCAAAAAGGAUCGUUAUAUCUAUUUGGUGGCUAUUUGCUAUAACUCUAGUUGCUACGUAUUGCGGUAACAUAAUCGCUUAUUUGGCGAUAAACUCAGUGAAAUUACCAUUUAAUUCUGCUGAAGAUCUCAUUGAUAAUAAUGAUUAUAAAUUCCUUCUUUUGCCUGGUUCAUCCGACUACGAUUUAUUUCGAAACAGCACAAAGAGGCCCUAUAAACCACUCUGGACAAAAUUUCAGAAUCUUAUUUCUAAAGAGCCUGAUCUAUUAACAACGGACUUUAACUAUAUCUUUAACAAAGUUUUACAAGGAGGUUACGCUUUAAUUACAACAAGAUUGUACAGUUUGGAAGAAAAGUAUCCUCACCUAAGUCGAACAUCGUCUAAUUUAGAAUUAAAUUUCUACGCAUGCGCAGCUGGAAAAGAAAGUUCCUAUACUUCGUCUCUUUCGCAAUCAAUAUCAAGAACUGUCGAAUUUGGUAUUAUAAAGAAAUGGGAAAAUAAAUGGUUUGAAACUCAAAAAAGACAACUUUCAAGUGACAAAUCAAACUUUCACGCAGUUGUCAAAAGUAUACUUUUAUCGGAUGUCAUUGGAGUGUACAUUAUGUUGGCAAUUGGUCUAUCAGGUGCUUUUAUUUCGUUGCUUUUAGAAAAGUACAUCAAAGCUAUGGAGUCGAGGGAGAAAUUGCUUAUGAAGUCGAAAUGA
Messenger RNA from Dimorphilus gyrociliatus, 2617 nucleotides. The record is from the annotation of a GenBank genome assembly. Lineage: Eukaryota; Metazoa; Annelida; Polychaeta; Dinophilidae.